Amoebophrya sp. A25 is the source of this 369-nucleotide messenger RNA. The record is from the annotation of a GenBank genome assembly. NCBI's taxonomy places the organism in Eukaryota, Dinophyceae, Syndiniales, Amoebophryaceae.
AUGCCCUUCGCUGCGGAAGCUGCUGCGCCAGCUUGGGUCUCUGUCGCUGUGGCGUGUGGUUUUUUUGAACGCUUUGCGCAUGAUUCUUCGCCGGUUCCUGAAGUUCUUCAUGCUUCGCGCUCAAUGUGGACGCGUGUCCCGUCUGGUCAGUAUUCGCUAGGGCUCCGCACGUUGAAAGCCUUGGGUGAGAAUACAUAUGAGCAAGCGUAUGCUGAGAGGACGCGCGUGACAGUUUACAACCCAUGCCCUGAACUUUGUAACCUACGAUGCCAGGAAUGUGGUUUGCGUGUAACCCGAAAGGGCGUCUUGGAAAAGGGCCCGAGGCGGUGCAUUGAGGCGACUGGGAUCUCGUAUCACGUCGGCUUCCGG